Messenger RNA from Strongylus vulgaris, 441 nucleotides. NCBI's taxonomy places the organism in Eukaryota, Metazoa, Nematoda, Chromadorea, Rhabditida, Strongylidae. The record is from the annotation of a GenBank genome assembly.
CUGUUUAAGGUACCAAAUGGCAAAUCUGCUUUGAACGGGCUAAAACGGCAAGCCGGGUCGUCAGAUUCAUCUUCAUCUUCCGACUCGGAUACUGCGAAGCCAGCUGCUAAAAAGCCAAUAGCAAAGGCAACUCCAGCAAAAACCAAUGUCAAGCCAGCAAUGACCCAGAAAAAGGAGUCUUCAUCAUCCAGCUCGGAUUCUGAUUCGGACGAGAAACCGCAGGCUAAACCUACAACGCCAGCAAAAGCUCCAGUGAAAGUUUCCGCUAUGUCUACAAAGAAAGCUUCUUCUUCUUCUUCUAGCGACUCUGAUUCUAGUGAAGAAGUUUCUAAGAAACCCGCUGCAAAACCUGCAGUGAAACCAGCAAUGACGACAGGUGCACAAAAGAAAGCUGCAUCAUCGUCAAGUGAUUCGGAUUCAGCUGAGGAGAAGGCUCCCGCA